This is a messenger RNA of Homo sapiens (human), 1633 nucleotides long. Its product is annotated as killer cell immunoglobulin-like receptor 2DL5B. The transcript is spliced from 8 exons. Lineage: Eukaryota; Metazoa; Chordata; Mammalia; Primates; Hominidae. The record is from RefSeq and is a predicted model, not a curated record. Bases 2 to 1129 code for a protein of 375 amino acids.
CAUGUCGCUCAUGGUCAUCAGCAUGGCGUGUGUUGGGUUCUUCUUGCUGCAGGGGGCCUGGACACAUGAGGGUGGACAGGACAAGCCCUUGCUGUCUGCCUGGCCCAGCGCUGUGGUGCCUCGAGGAGGACAUGUGACUCUUCUGUGUCGCUCUCGUCUUGGGUUUACCAUCUUCAGUCUGUACAAAGAAGAUGGGGUGCCUGUCCCUGAGCUCUACAACAAAAUAUUCUGGAAGAGCAUCCUCAUGGGCCCUGUGACCCCUGCACACGCAGGGACCUACAGAUGUCGGGGUUCACACCCGCGCUCCCCCAUUGAGUGGUCGGCACCCAGCAACCCCCUGGUGAUCGUGGUCACAGGUCUAUUUGGGAAACCUUCACUCUCAGCCCAGCCGGGCCCCACGGUUCGCACAGGAGAGAACGUGACCUUGUCCUGCAGCUCCAGGAGCUCAUUUGACAUGUACCAUCUAUCCAGGGAGGGGAGGGCCCAUGAACCUAGGCUCCCUGCAGUGCCCAGCGUCGAUGGAACAUUCCAGGCUGACUUUCCUCUGGGCCCUGCCACCCACGGAGGGACCUACACAUGCUUCAGCUCUCUCCAUGACUCACCCUAUGAGUGGUCAGACCCGAGUGACCCACUGCUUGUUUCUGUCACAGGAAACUCUUCAAGUAGUUCAUCUUCACCCACUGAACCAAGCUCCAAAACUGGUAUCCGCAGACACCUGCACAUUCUGAUUGGGACCUCAGUGGCUAUCAUCCUCUUCAUCAUCCUCUUCUUCUUUCUCCUUCAUUGCUGCUGCUCCAACAAAAAGAAUGCUGCUGUAAUGGACCAAGAGCCUGCCGGGGACAGAACAGUGAACAGGGAGGACUCUGAUGAUCAAGACCCUCAGGAGGUGACAUAUGCACAGUUGGAUCACUGCGUUUUCACACAGACAAAAAUCACUUCCCCUUCUCAGAGGCCCAAGACACCUCCAACAGAUACCACCAUGUACAUGGAACUUCCAAAUGCUAAGCCAAGAUCAUUGUCUCCUGCCCAUAAGCACCACAGUCAGGCCUUGAGGGGAUCUUCUAGGGAGACAACAGCCCUGUCUCAAAACCGGGUUGCUAGCUCCCAUGUACCAGCAGCUGGAAUCUGAAGGCAUCAGUCUUCAUCUUAGGGGAUCGCUCUUCCUCACACCACAAAUCUGAACAUGCCUCUCUCUUGCUUACAAAUGUCUAAGGUCCCCACUGCCUGCUGGAGAGAAGACACACACCUUUGCUUAGCCCACAAUUCUCUAUUUCACUUGACCCCUGCCCACCUCUCCAACUGAACUGGCUUACUUCCUAGUCUACUUGAGGCUGCAAUCACACUGAGGAACUCACAAUUCCAGACAUACAAGAGGCUCCCUCUUAACAUGGCACUGAGACACGUGCUGUUCCACCUUCCCUCAUGCUGUUUCACCUUUCCUCAGACUAUUUUCCAGCCUUCUGUCAGUCAGCAGUGAAACUUAUAAAAUUUUUUGUGAUUUCAAUGUAGCUGUCUCCUUUUCAAAUAAACAUGUCUGCCCUCAUUGCUUUAGGUAAUGUGACACUAUUCGCUGAAAGAAACCGCUGUUAUCAUUACCAUGUCCACAUAACCCCAUCUGUUAUCCACUGGGUUC